Capsicum annuum is the source of this 2298-nucleotide messenger RNA. Its product is annotated as probable long-chain-alcohol O-fatty-acyltransferase 5. NCBI's taxonomy places the organism in Eukaryota, Viridiplantae, Streptophyta, Magnoliopsida, Solanales, Solanaceae. The record is from RefSeq and is a predicted model, not a curated record. The transcript has a single exon. The coding region runs from base 582 to 1637 and encodes 351 amino acids. Gene Ontology annotation, biological process: lipid metabolic process.
CAACUUCAAAAUUUUGAUGAGAUCCAAUGUGUUUUAACUUUGAAAUUUUGAUGAGAUUCGAUGUGUUAGUGUUGAUAUGAUUGCAUCUAACCAAUUUUUACUAGUUUUGCGCACUUGUGUGACUACCAUUCCUAACCAACAAGAGUUGUGGUGUAGUGGUGGGACUGUUCCACCCUUAAUCAGAGGUCUCGGGUUCGAACCCUGGAUAUGGAGAAAUCCUGUUGGGGGUAGCACUACCUCCCACAAUGGGCUUUGCAACGUGCGAUCUGGAUUAGUCGGAUUUCAAUGGGCAUUGGACGCCAUUAAUCAGAGGUCUCGGAUUCGAGUCCCGGAGAAAAUCCGAGACUUCAAUGGGCAUCGGAGACCGGUGGGAAAGCAAAAAGAAAAAAAGACUACCUUUCCUAAGAAAAACAAGAUUUCAAGGUCACACUAUCUAAAUGAUUAAACAAACUUUGCACAUGUAACUUACUUAAAAUACACCCUUCUACCUCAUUUCUCAAGAUCAAGACAUUAACAUAAAUCUAUAUUAUAUUACUACUAUUUAUAACUUAUACUAUAAACUUGUGGUACAAUUACAAGAAAUGACAUCAAUUUAUGUUCCUGUCUCUAUAAUUCCCUCUCUUUGUUACUGCUACUUCUUCUCAUCCAAAUUACCAAAAGGUAUACCAAGGCUAAUUUCUCUUUUACCCAUUAUUCAUCUCUUCACAAUCCUCCCACUUUACUUUUCUUCUGCAUUUCUUAUAGCACUCACCACUUUCUUCAUUACUUGGCUUGCCAACUUCAAGCUCACUCUCUUUGCAUUUGAUCAAGGACCACUUGUUAUCAACGCGCCCGCGGCCAACGCGAAGAAAUUAUCUCUACUGGUCUUCAUUUGCAUAGCCACUCUCCCUCUCAGAGCCAAACAACACGGCUUUACGUCGAAUUUCAACAGGAAAAUCCCAUUGAAUUUGCCUGCAGAAUGUGUCAUACUUGCUGCAUGCAUGGAGAUGAUUUUACGUGCAACAAGUGAAAUGCAUCACAAGUUGGUUUUGAUUGUGUAUUGUCUGAUGAUUUUCCUUGUGAUUGAUAUUCUCGUCGCGUUUUCGAGCUUUAUCAUUAAGUAUUUUGUUGGUUUAGAGGUCGAGUUAGAUCCGCCAUCGAACGAACCUUAUUUCUCAACUUCGCUGCAAGAUUUCUGGGGAAGGAGAUGGAAUCUCACUGUAACGAAUAUGUUGCGCCUGAGUGUGUAUAACCCAGUGAGGUGGGUGGUGGUGGUGGUGGUGGGUAAAGAGCGGGCCCGAUGGGCUCAACGUGUUGCCAUGCUGGCAACUUUUCUUGUUUCGGGAUUAAUGCAUGAGCUGAUAUUUUACUACGUUAAUAAUGUGAGGCCUUCCUGGGAAAUGACAGGCUUUUUUGCACUUCACGGGCUUUGUGUGGUGGUGGAGACUGAUGUUAAGCGGGCUUUGAAGGACACGUGGCGGCUUUCCGGGCUUAUUUCGGGCCCGUUGACCAUUGGGUUUGUGAUGGUAACUUCUUUUGGGCUUUUUUUUCCACCAUUGAUUAGAAAUGGUGCAGAUGUAAAGGUACUUGAAGAAUUUGUGUUUUGCUGUGACUUCUUCAAACUCAAAAUGCUUCAGUUUGUGAGUCAUUUUGGAUAAAAUUAGUAGUAUACUAUUUGUGCGAUGCGCGGUUAAUAUUAAAUAAAUUAGACAUAAAAGUAUUAUCUGUGGACUAUGAUCAAAACAUAUAAACCCUUUCUCUUAAUUAGUUAUUUUUGUCCUACAAUAAGCUAUUUUCCUAAAUAUUGAUAUUUAGCAAACUAUCAAUAUUCAAUCAGAAUCUAUUAGCGAACAAGAAAAAAAUAAUUUAUUCAUUAAUCAUUUCAACAGAAAGGUGUAAUAUUAAUGUUAUUGUUGCUGUUCCUUUUUUUUUUGGUGGUUUCCCUUCCAGUGUCCACUAUCCGCAUUGGAGUCCGACUAACUCGGAUUCGCGCUGGGUAGGGAUUCAUUCGGGGGUAACGCUCCCUACCAAGGAUUUUUCCAUACUUAGGGCUCGAAUCCGAGACCUCUAGCUAAGGGAGGAGCAGCCCCAUCCACUGCAUCACAUCCUUUGGUGGUGUUAUUGUUGUUCGUGGUGAGAACCAAAAUUCAUUAUAUUUUGUCGCAACGAAGAAUAUGUAAUUCUCGUUACUAAUAGAGAAGUAUGCAUUUUGGAUGAUUGUACUUUUCACUUUUGGUAUUAUCAUUAUUGGUCCAUUUCAAUUCGUUUGUCUAAUCUAAUUUACAUAAAAUUUAAGAGAAUUAAAAAAAUUGUUGAACC